AUGCAUCUCGUCUUUCAUGCCGUGUGGACUCUCGUGGGAGCGUCGGUCUACCUCGGGGCCAUUGGCCAUGCUGCCGACGGCGUGCUGGAUAUCGGCGUGGUCUUCCCGCGCGAGAAGGAGACGUAUGCGCCGAUGGAAAGAUUCCCAAUUGUCUUUGCGCUCCAGAACGCCAAGCUGGCCGAGAACCUCAAGCCCCUGAUUGAUCUUGACGUCCUCAACGGCUCCAUGACCAUGCUCGACAAGGUCAACGAGAGAACUUUCGACCUGGAAUUCGCCAACUACACCAGCGAGCCCUACCUCCUCUAUGCGUUCAUGGACUUCAACAUCGAGGGCCCGUUGAAGCUGCUCUGGACCGCUUGGUGGAGAAAAUGUGACGAGAGCGGCGACGAGGUCAGCAUCAUCAGCAACAGCAGCGACAAGCUCUGGGUCGACUUCAACAUCAAGGAAGGCGCUCAAACCGCCGACCUCGUUGCUGACACGGCCAAUAGGGGGAACUGUCCCGCCCACGUCGGAGUCGCCAUCACCGUGACGGACAAGACGCACAAUGUCCCAGAACCCCUUUCGGGUCAGAACAAGCAGUAUGGUACUUGUGCAGUCAUCGCCACCAUGUCUUCGACCCCGACCUCCAACCCCUGCAGAGUCAAGAUCGACAAGGCUGCGGUAGAGAGCAUGGAGGCCGAUGAGCAAGCCCGGAGGUGCAGACGGCUGCAUCGACCCGCUGACUGCCCAAAGGAGGACCAGGCUAUCCACAAGUCCGCCGUUGCAGGUGGCGCAAUCCUCGCGGCUGCCCUCGGCGCCGCCGCUUUCCUAUUUGCCUAA
Molecule: messenger RNA, 819 nt
Organism: Colletotrichum chrysophilum
Lineage: Eukaryota; Fungi; Ascomycota; Sordariomycetes; Glomerellales; Glomerellaceae
Exons: 1
Coding region: 1-819 (272 amino acids)
Source: RefSeq, a predicted model, not a curated record